AAGUAAAAAAUCUCAAAAAAGUACCGAAAAUAGUAAAACAAAACUUACUGAAAGUGAUGAAACAAAACAUGCUACAAAACCUGAUGAAUUACUAAUAAAACCUCAAAAAAACACCAAAAGUGAUGAAUCGAAAUCUACCAAAAGCUACACAAUGAAAUGCGCUACAAAACCCAACGAAUUAAAAUGA
Dentiscutata erythropus is the source of this 187-nucleotide messenger RNA. The record is from the annotation of a GenBank genome assembly. Lineage: Eukaryota; Fungi; Glomeromycota; Glomeromycetes; Diversisporales; Gigasporaceae.